This is a messenger RNA of Diachasmimorpha longicaudata, 1543 nucleotides long. Its product is annotated as mitochondrial import receptor subunit TOM40 homolog 1-like. The record is from RefSeq and is a predicted model, not a curated record. The transcript has a single exon. The coding region runs from base 250 to 1188 and encodes 312 amino acids. NCBI's taxonomy places the organism in Eukaryota, Metazoa, Arthropoda, Insecta, Hymenoptera, Braconidae. Gene Ontology annotation, molecular function: transmembrane protein transporter activity. Gene Ontology annotation, biological process: protein import into mitochondrial matrix. Gene Ontology annotation, cellular component: mitochondrial outer membrane translocase complex; mitochondrial outer membrane.
AGACAAUCUGCGUGUGCAACGGGGCGUUUUGUCUGUCACAAAUUCAAAUUGUAGAUUUAAAAAACCAUAAACUUUUUCUACCCAAACGAAACGUGUAAUUAUUUUUGAAAAUUGCAAAGAAUGUCCAAUAAUCAUCGAUUUUGAUAUGUCUAUACUAACCUCAAUUCCAUCCACUCAUUCAACUCCCUUUUGAUGAUGAAUCAUCCUCUACUGGGUCAAUUCACCUAAUCGAUUAAUCCCCCCGGCGAAAUGGGAAUAAUCCAGGCGGCUAGUAAACCCCUGAAGCCCCCCUGCAUUCCCUGUCCUGAGGGUUACGUGCCGGGGAAUCCAGGAACUUUCGAGGAACUUCACAAGAAAGUCAAGGACCUUUACCCUCCUAUAUUCGAGGGCGCUAAAUUACGAGUAAAGAGAUAUUACAACGACGAGUUCUACAUGAUCCACUCCCUGACUCUCAGCUCGAUGACUCCCUCGGGCUACAAAUUCGGCACGUGUUACACUGGAUCGAAACGAGUGGGGCGAGUGGAGCGAUAUCCCGUCAUCAUGGGGAAGCUCAUGCCCAGUGGAAACCUGGCGACGACAAUUGCUCAUACAUUUGGCUGUCGACUGAGGGUGAAACACGUUAAUCAAAUAGGCAACCGAAAAUUCGAGGCGUCCAGCUCCACUGUCGAGUACAGGUCGGACGAGGCAACGUUCUCAGUCACCCUGGACAACCCUGACUUCGCCAAGUGCACUGGUACCCUUGUCAUUCAUUAUCUCCAAGCCCUCUCCAACAGGCUGACAGCAGGAACUGAAUUGGCGUUUCACAGAAGUCAGUUAAUACCUGGGGGACAGGAUUCCCUUAUUGCACUGGCUCUCAGGUACAGCACAGGGGCUCAAACAUUCUCAGCAACUGUUGGAAAUGCUGGAUUACACAUCUGCUAUCAUCAUAAGGCUAGUCAACAGCUGCAGCUUGGGGUAGAGUUGGAAACGAAAUUGUCUAAUCAUGACUCAAGUGCUGGGAUUUUUUAUCAACUUGAUGUCCCUCAUGCGGAUAUGGUCUUCAGGGGAAUGGUUAACACCAAGUUGACAGUUGGGGGAGUUCUGGAGAAGAAACUUUAUCCCGUUCCUGACUCCUCGUUGAUACUCAGUGUUACGUUGAAUCAUGGGACUCAAAAUUUUCAAGUGGGAAUUGGUCUCAAUGUCGGAUGAUAAUUUAUUUUAUUUUGAGUAUGUAUAUUUACUGUGAUACCAGGAUUUUUUAUAUUAAAAAACCGGUAGAUUUUUCUGUAUUAAAAUUUGUGGGGGAGCAUGGAUUUUUUUUCAGCUUUUUCUAAGGAAAUUCAGGAAUUUAUGAAAGAAUCUGAUUUUAUUUUGAUAAAGUCGUUUUGAAUGUCCAGUGAUAAUUUAUUAUUUUAUUUUCAAGUAUGUACAUUUUCAGUGAUACAAGACUUUUUUGUAUAUAAAAAGAGUUAACGUAGAUUUUUAUGUCCUGAAUUUCGUGGAGCACAAUGAAAAUCCUGUAUUGAGUACAAACUGCAGAAAUUUUGUAUCGCUUUAUGAAAAA